Molecule: messenger RNA, 7838 nt
Organism: Orcinus orca (killer whale)
Lineage: Eukaryota; Metazoa; Chordata; Mammalia; Artiodactyla; Delphinidae
Gene: THEM5
Product: thioesterase superfamily member 5
Exons: 6
Coding region: 408-1316 (302 amino acids)
Biological process (GO): cardiolipin acyl-chain remodeling; long-chain fatty-acyl-CoA metabolic process
Cellular component (GO): mitochondrial matrix
Source: RefSeq, a predicted model, not a curated record
ACUCCACCAACACACGCAGACACUCCACCAGUAGCCUCCAAUCAAGGAUUAGACCUCCCUUAUCUUUCUGGGAAUAUGACUGAGUUCUCCCCAGAAAAACUCCGGGGCAACUCUCCAAAGUUUCAUAUACGCUAUACGAUUUCAUUAUGUACUUUUUUGCCCCUUUAAUAAAUAUUUCUUUCUGAACUCAGGCCAAUCCUGCUAUUCAUGCCCAAGCAGCAUCUGCCCCUCCCCAAGUGCUGGGGUUGGGGGGUGACGCUGGACCAGGUAAAGUCCCCAAGCAUCUAUGGGUGUUGUAUCAAACCAGCCCAGCCUUGCCUAAUCAUCUGCGGUGGCAGCUUGCUAAUGAAAGCUUUGUGACAAAGAGUGAGGCUUCUCUCAGAGGUGGCGGCCCCGACAGCCCCAAGAUGCAGCCGAAAAAGUGCACCACUCGCCUCGCUGCCGCAGCCCUGCCGACCCGAUCCCAGCGCUCAGCCAUGAUGAGAAGAGGCCUCCAGGUGGCAGCAAGACCUAGCCACCACGGAGCCCUUCCUGGCGGCCCCUACAUCCUGCCCACGUUCAGCCCUGCCUCAGCAUUCGGAUCCUCCAUGGACUCCCUGGUCUCAAGAUUCUGUCAGGAGAAGACAGAUUUGAAGAAUUACACCCUCCCCAAUGCCAGCUGGUGUCCAGACAUGCUGAACCUGUACCACAAAUUUCUGGAGAAAACUAAGGCCGAUGGCUGGAUCAGACUGCCCUCCUUCAAGUCCAACAGAAACCACAUCCAGGGGCUCAAGCUCCCAUUAGUGUUAACAGUUUCCUCAGACAAAAGUGACUGUCACAUCUUCACCAGGUGUACUGAAACGGAAGGACAAAGCUACGAGUAUGUCAUCUUUUUCCACCCAUCCAAGAAGAAGUCUGUCUGUCUUUUCCAACCAGGCCCCUACCUGGAGGGGCCCCCAGGGUUUGCCCACGGAGGGUCACUGGCAGCCAUGAUAGACGAGACCUUCUCUAAAACUGCUUACCUGGCUGGAGAGGGGCUGUUCACACACAAUCUCAACAUCAGGUUCAAAAACUUGAUCCGUAUGGGCUCUCUGGCUGUGCUGAACGUUGGAAUGGAAAAGGUUGAGGACCAGAAGCUUUACAUAUCCUGCGUCGCCCAGAGCACGGACCAGCAGACCAUUUACACCAAAGCUUCAGGUACUUUCUUCCAGCUGCAGCUGGAAGAGGAUUCAUCUCAAUACUACACGCUGUGCCUUCAGGAGAGCCUACUGCCAACCGCCUUGCCUACCUGGGACACACUCCAGAGCAGCGGGGGGUGUCCGGAAAGUAACUGGUGAAGUGAGGGAGAAGGCACUUUCCUUUGCAUAAAUAAAGUCUCACAGCCCCGUUCGCAGUCCAAGACCCUUCUGCAGUUGGAAAUGAAAAUCCUUCCAGGGCCUUCCACAUACCCACCUUCCCAUCCAGCACCAAUAGAAGCGAUGUACUGAGAUCUGCCAGGGACCAGGCACUGGGUGAGGCACCAAGCACACAGCGAUGAAAGACAGGGCCCCUGGCCUCGAGAUGCACAACUGUGGGCCGGGAGCAGAGUGCCCCAUCAGCUCUUCCCACCCCACCGUGGCUCUGGUUAUGGGUGCAGUGCAGACACAAAGAGGGGGGGCGGUCAGUUUUACUCUAGGAAAGCGAUCAAAGAAGGCUUUCUAGAGGAAGCUGUGCUUGAACGGAGUCUCAGAAGUUAAGUGGUAUCCACCAGGCAGGCAGGGGACUAUUCCAAACAGAGGGACUAUUGUGAGCAAAGGCACAAAGGGAUGAAAGAGCACAGCGACUUUGGAGAACAGCAAGGUGUUGAGUGGGGCAGGAGUUUAGGGAAAGAGAAGGGGUCAGGGCAGGUGCAGGCCAUGGAAGGCUCCUUAAACCCUGCAAUGGAACUUGAACUGUGUCUUGUAGGCAACAGGGAGCCUUUAAAGUGUUUGGGAGUGACAUAAAGUUUUGUUUUUUCAAAAGAUGACUCUGGUGGCAAUAAGAGGUCAGCAAGACUGAAGGUGGGAGCACUGGUUAGGAGACCCUUGCAGGGCUCCAAACUAGAGAUAGGAAGGACCUGACAUGGUUCAAAGCCAUGAAGAUGAGAGAUAUGGAAUAUGUUGCAAACAAAAGAGUACAGAACUUUGCCACUAAUUGUAUGUAGUGGAUCUGUGAAGGGGAGCCUUCAAGGAUGACUCCAAGUUUCCAGCUUGGUGGUUCCAGGUGGCAUCAUUGGGAAUACAGGGGAGCAGGUUUGAGGUGGGGGAAGAUAAUGAGCUCAGUUUCACACGCAUGGAACCCCAUGGAACCCCCAUCGCAUGGUGAUCCCCAGCAGGAGCCUGGAUAUUGUAAUUUGGAACUCAGAACUGAUGACAUACUGACUCGAUUUGUAAGUCAUCAGUAUCAAAACUGACAUCGAAUCCCUGGGAGUGGAUUAUGCAGAAUGAAAGUGAAGAGGAGAGUGACAGGAUGGGAGAGAAAGGAAGGACAGGGAAAAGGGUCAAAGACAGAACCUUUGGUCACACUAAGGCUUAAAGCUGGGGCAGAGAAUCAAACACCCACUAAGGGGGCUUCCCUGGUGGUGCAGUGGUUGAGAGUCCGCCUGCCGAUGCAGGGGACGCGGGUUCGUGCCCCGGUACAGGAAGAUCCCACAUGCCGCGGAGCGGCUGGGCCUGUGAGCCAUGGCCGCUGAGCCUGUGAGUCCAGAGCCUGUGCUCCGCAAUGGGAGAGGCCACGACAGUGAGAGGCCCGCGUACCACAAAAAAAAAAAAACAAACCCACUAAGGAAGCUAAGAAUAGGACAGGAUGGACCAUCCUUAAGAAGGCGAGGUCAACAGUAUCAAAUGCUAAAUAGAAGGCAAGGCAGAUGGGAACUAAAAAGAGGCCUUUGGACUUGGCAGAGAGGAAGGUGGUGGUCUUCUUUGCCAGGAGGUGGGAACAAAAUCCAGAUUAUGGUGGAUGAAAAACUGAAUGGGAACGACAGAGUGAAGCUAGAUGACUCUUUCUAGGAAUUUUGUUGUUGUUGUCGCUGUUAUGUUAUUUAAAGAGAGAGAUUUGAGUAUAUUUAUAAAUUGUUUUGGAAGGAGCCAGUGGAGAGAGGCUGAAACCCUAGGAGAGAGAGAGGUGUCCUCCAACAGAACAGCUCUAUGGUCUUAGAGAUGGAUCAAGAGCACAGUGGAGACAGGAGUCACGGGACAGCAUCAACAUGACUCUGAGACCAAAAGGAAGAAGUGGGGCGUGCAGAGCAGGAUGGAAAGUUGCCGGGAUCUAUCCCAGAGCACCUCGACUUCCUCAGUGAAAUAGGAGGCAAGGCCAUCAGUGGGGAAAGAGGUCCGGAGGAAGGGGUGCCCAUUUCUAAGGAGGAAAGGUUUGAUGUGAGGGGGAAGAACAAUGGACUGGAGGAGGCAAUGGCCACCCAGGAGAAGACUGUACCUCCUCUGGGCCUGCAGAGGACAGGGGUGGGAAACUGAGCAGCUUCCACAGGGACAGGCAGGAUUCCAUCAAGCCCAGUAGGUGGAGGGGAUGUCCAGGGAGAGGUCAAAGAUUAGAGGAGUUUUACCAAAGAAUGAGAGCUCCAAGUGACAUGUCAUAAAGGAUUUUAUUAUUAGGUAUGGUAAUGCCAAGUGCUGACACAGAUAAACCUUUACAUCUCCAUAAUCUAACCUGUAUCUUAAAUAGACUGUACUUUUCACUCACACAAAGUCCAAUUUUUGGUGUCUAGCAGUCAUUCAGGAACCUGACUGGCAAACAUGAUUCAACACAUGAUUUCCAAAGUCAUCCUGGGUGUUGACAUCCAGUUGCCAGAAGAGAGAAUAACAAGGGAGGUUUAGGGGGCCAAACUUCAAAGUGUUUCCUCUGUCACAAGACCGCACCAAACUGCAAGGGAGGUUGGCCGGAAAAUAUGAUGUAAUUCUAUGUUGUAGAAGAAAGAGAAAUAGGUUUGGUAAGUAGCUAGCAGCCACUGCCUCAGUUUGAAAGGAGGAUAGGCAGAGGAGGGAUGGGUCUGUGUCCAAACCCUCAUCCUGACAAGUGAAGAAUUCAAGUUCAGGCCUCAGCUAAUAUUCCAGGACCUGAGACUAGGGCUGGGGAUUCAGGGGAUCAGAGAGAAGGAAGUUUUUGUGGCAUGGAACAGGGUCAGAGAGUUGGACCCAAAUUCAGCAGUGGUGGAGAGGUGGGUGGAUCAGGUUCUCUUUCUAGUAACUAGACCACACACUUCCUAAGCCAUCUGUCUUCAAUAACGAGCAAAAGAUUGGUUGACGUGGAUUUGAAGGCACUUGAUCCAGUGCCCUCCAAAAACGGGAGGCUUACUAGAGGCCAUAACAAGAAAUCUUGUGGCAGCCAACUAUGCCCUCCCCCAUAUACUCACAUAAAAACUCUUUCUCCUGUGCUUUCACGAUUGCCUUUGAUAACCUAUUAAGCCCAGAGUCUAAAUCAGUGUAUACCAAAAACAUAUUGUCCUUUAUUCACAGUCAAAAAGGACCUAAUCUUCAUUUAAACACUACCAAGAGAAGAAGGGAAAUAUAUUCUAUCCUUCCUAUGCAGUCAAGUAAACGAAGGAAACCGAAACAGUGGUACUUGGAAACUCAAGUACAGCUUGCUUCUCUCUUCUCUCGUCUGGAAACUGGAUGUCAACACCCAGGAUGACUUUGGAAGUCAUGUGUUGAGGAUGGCAGAGGUUGGAUGCACACUGUCACUUCUCUACUGGGGCCAGCUUCUAACAGAAACAGGCAAAAGCUGGAAAUCUACAGAGGUAGGAGGCUCUCAGGCAAGGCCCCACAGCCAGGCUGGGAGUGUCAGCCUUGACUGGAGAAGGCCAAGUGGGCAGGCAGGGAUCUUGGUAAGGGGAAUGAGGUCAUCAGCUGCUGGAAUACUUCUCUAGUGUCGAGGGCUUUGACAGAUGCCUCUCUUCUCCCAGGAGGCCAAGUAUUGCAGCUUUCUAGGCAGAAACAAGGGGAGUUUCUGCCUCCACACUUUAAAAACCAAUUCCAUGUGUAGUGCAUUCAUUGGAAUUACAGCUACUACAUAGGCAGAUGGGGUGGAAUCCAACAGGCCAUCCAGGCAAAUGUGGCAGGUUAUUCUGCUCGAAUCAGCUUAUUCUGCUUGAAGGAUAUGUGUUCUCCAAAUGUCUGAAUCAAGUGCCAAGAGAAACCAAAGAGUGAAUAAGGCAAUUGUAAGACCAACCAGUUCCAGAUGGCAAGAGACACCAAUAGUUCAUACCAGCUCUUAAAAAAGGGGCCCCUAAGGUCUUCCUGAAACUAAGACCACAGAGUUAGGUCAUUUAUCACGGGUCCUGGGUGAGGAGCCAGAGCUGCAAGACACAGUAUAUCACCAACCCUAUCACCUGCUAGCACCUACAGUGAGCAUUGGUGGCCAAGUCAUGCUGCCUGAGGCCACCGCUCAAGGACACAGGACAAUUUAGCCGAAAAGCCCAGGGAGUCUUGUAGCAGUUGUCUGCUGACCUGGAGGAAAGGUCUGUCCCCUCUGUGUCUCUUCAUCUGGCUUGAACCCAGGAAAGCACUCUGUACUGCCCAGUCCUCUAAGUGUCCCUCUACAGUGGCACUGACGAGAAAAAGGAGGUCAAGGCCCUGGGUCAUCUACAUAGUUCUUUUUCCUUUUCUUUUUUUUUUAAAUAAAUUUAUUUUAUUUAUUUAUUUUUGGCUGCAUUGGGUCUUCGUUGCUGCACGCAGGCUUUCUCUAGUUGCAGCGAGUGGGCGCUACUCUUCGUUUCAGUGCACGGGCUUCUCACUGCGGUGGCUUCUCUUGUUUGAGAGCACGGGCUCUAGGCGCGUGGGCUUCAGUAGUCAUGGCACGCGGGCUCAGUAGUUGUGGCUUGUGGCUGUAGAGCGCAGGCUCAGUAGUUGUGACGCUCGGGCUUAGUUGCUCUGCGGCAUGUGGGAUCUUCCCAGACCAGGGCUCAAACCUGUGUCCCCUGCAUUGGCAGGCAGAUUCUUAAACCACUGCGCCACCAGGGAAGCCCACCUACAUAGUUCUUGAGUGGCAGCAAUGGUGCUGGAAGAGGUGCGGAGGCCACACCCUGGGCCCUCAUUCAAGGGAGAAGCUCUGCUCAAUUAUGAAGACCCCUGGGGUACAAGAAAGAACCAUGCUCUUUAAGAUAGAAGAUCUGGGUUCUAGUCUCAACUCUGCUACUGUUCGGCCAUCAUUUCUCUUUGGGUCUGUUUCCUGCUCUAUAAAAACUAAAGAGUAGAUGAGGUGAUCUCCAAGUUCCUGGUCUGAUGUCUUAUUGUUUGGCUACCCAGUGUGUCAGUCAUUUGCUUGAUGGCUCUCAGAUCCCCACCCUUCCCCUACUCUGCCUUAGACUGCAGAGGGCUAGUGCCUGCAAUAUACAUUUCCCAGUCUCCUUUGUCAUCUGGCUUUGGAAGGCUGGUGGAAGACUGGAAGGUGGGAAGUAAGGAGAUGUCAGGGUAUUUCUCCCCUUCUCUGUUUUGGGAGGCAACUCAAGUAGUGGCUGUGUCUCCAUGGUUACAGAUCCUGCUAGACAGCCCUCAUCUUCCUAUUUGCCUUUUGUGUUCUUCCACCACCUUGGUAACAAAUUCCCUGUGUCAAACUCCCUCUGUUGAACCAUCUAACAACUGCCGUUUUCCUCACCAGACCCCAACUAACACAGCCAGGUUGUGGAUUAUCUGCGGUCAGUUUUCAAUCCCACUGCUGUACACCCUUGUGUGCAUCCUUAAUUUAAUAUCCACCAAGAGAAGGAAAUGGAAGGCAAGAGAAAGGAGGAAAAUGAACUGUCAAAGACUGAGCAUAACCCUGGCUAAAUCCAAACCUCUGCCCAUUUUUCCCCAGCGCACUGCACAGCUGAACACAGCUGGAGAAAACCCACACAACCUUGCUGUCCGGUCUCACUUUAAAGCCUAGAUCGUUAUCCUAAAGUGGGCCCGUAAUACUGCCCUGCAGUCAUCCUGCAGUUUCCUAGAUCAUUCACUCUCCUGCUUUCCUAGGCGACUGUUUCUUUCCUGGUCCUCUCUACUCAAAUGCCUAGCACCACCUCCUCCCCCAUCAUCACUCUCAGCUAAAGAUCUUGCUUCCUGUUUCACUGAGAAAUCAGAAGCGUUCAGAAAGAGCAAGCUCCCACUACCACACCUCUCCACCUACUACCUCUACCAAUUUAUUCUACUUCCCCUCCAGUAACUGUGGGUGAACUGUUCACACAGCAGGCAGGGGGCCACCCUUAGCUCUGUUUCUUGUGCAUGAGACCUAUUUCUUCUAGUCUACUUGGCAAUAUUGCUCCAAAUAUUCUCCUUUCUCUCUUCUGCAUUGUCAGUUUUCCUUUUCUAUUUGAUUUUUCCCAUCAGCAAACAUACCAUAUUUCUGUCAUUUAAAUUUUUUUCUCUUGAUGCUACUCCCUCUCUGGCCACUGCCCCACUUCUCCCUACUCUUUUAGCGAACUCUUCCAGAGAGUUGUCUUUGCUCUCUUCCUUCUAUUCUUUCUCAAGCCCACUCCAAUCAGGCUUUUGCCUUCACCACUCCAUUGAAACUGGUCUUGGCAAAGUCACUAAUGACUCUGCAGGGCUAAAUCUAACGGUCAACUCUCAGUCCUUAUUUUAUCGGACCUUCCCACAGCAUCUGGCACAGCUGGUUCCUCCUCCUCUCCCACUCUAACUGUUGGGCACUCAGGACUCGGUCUUUGGAUCCUUUUUCUUUCCUACCUUCAGUUCAUCAAAUCUGGUGACUUUAAAUUCCAUCUACAUUUCUCUUGGUGCCCACCUUUAUACUUCCAGUCUGGGCCUCUCCUCUGAGCUCCGGAUUCAUAUAUCCAACUGCUUGCUCAACAUCUCCAUCUAGAUGUCUAACAGACAUCUCCUCGUUUAAUAGAUCUAAAA